AUGGCUAGUAACGAAGAAGCUUACUCUCAAUUUGGGCGGCGCUCAAACCAGCCGGAAAAUGAAGAUUACGGGGAAACACAAGCUACAUCAAAUAAUGACGGUAUAUCAAUUAACCGUCUAAUGGUUGCAAAUCUCCCUCGACGCCCUAUAUCUCGUCGUCGUGGUCGUCAUCGUGUUUUUGUUGUUCGUCGGCGUGAAGCAAUUCACCAACGUCGUGAUGCCUAUAUUCAACAAUUUCGUCAUGCAAAUCAUAUGAUCAAUAGUGAAGUGCAUUCAAGUGGAAUGGAAUUUCAAUCGAGAUUUGAUUCUGUUUACCCAGAGGUAUCUAUGACUACCAUUGAAUAUGCAGAAAUUUUGGAGAGUUUGGCUGAGGAUGAUGAUGUUGAACUAAAGACAACACCAACUGCAAAAUCAUUUAUAGAUUCACUUAAAGUGAAAAAGGUUGAAUGUGAGAAAGACAUUCCUUUUUGUGUUGUAUGCCAAGAUAUGAUGAAUGUGGGAGAUUUUCUCAUGGAAUUACCUUGUAUGCAUAAUUACCAUGUAGAUUGUAUACAAUCUUGGUUGGCUACAAGGAAUACCUGUCCAGUUUGUAGGUUUGAGUUGCCAACCAGUGAUCUUGUUCUUGGAAGCGUAGAGGAAUAA
Daucus carota subsp. sativus is the source of this 642-nucleotide messenger RNA. Its product is annotated as probable E3 ubiquitin-protein ligase RHG1A. Gene Ontology annotation, biological process: protein ubiquitination. The transcript has a single exon. Gene Ontology annotation, cellular component: cytoplasm. Gene Ontology annotation, molecular function: ubiquitin protein ligase activity. The coding region runs from base 1 to 642 and encodes 213 amino acids. The record is from RefSeq and is a predicted model, not a curated record. Lineage: Eukaryota; Viridiplantae; Streptophyta; Magnoliopsida; Apiales; Apiaceae.